GUUAUAUAAUUGUCCUAUUCCGGGGAAAUAGCGGGCUAGUAACAUCCGCAAUUUCAGAGCAACUGGAAAAUUGGAAUAAUUUAAAGCAAGUUUUGAUAUAAAAUUCGAACCCAGUAAAUCUGCAAAGAUGGGUUUCGGAGAUUAUCCUAAAGAAUACAGUUAUGAACUCCAUGGAUCUUACGAUCCAGCGAAAUAUUAUGGCCCAAAGGAUACUCCUUUUGGACAAGUGAAACUUGGUGAACUCGGAGCAUGGUUUGGUCGUCGCCAGAAGACUCCACAAGCAGUUGCUAGUGCUAUUUCAAGAGCUUGGUGGCGUUAUCAGCAUAAGUAUAUAUUUCCAAAACGUACUACUGUUGCCCCAUUUUUUCAAAUAACUUUUGCUGGAAUGGCAUUCUUCUACUGGCUAAAUUAUGAUCGCAUCAAGCACCACAAAAAUUACAAGUACCAUUAAUCAAAAUCCUAGGUAGACUUAAUUAUAUUCUCUCCAGGUAAAAAAUUUUGUUUAAUAAUGUAAUUUGAAAAAACUUGAAUGGAAUAAAGUGUUACAUAGUACAUA
Phymastichus coffea is the source of this 556-nucleotide messenger RNA. RefSeq names its product putative ATP synthase subunit f, mitochondrial (gene ATPsynF). Gene Ontology annotation, molecular function: proton-transporting ATP synthase activity, rotational mechanism. Lineage: Eukaryota; Metazoa; Arthropoda; Insecta; Hymenoptera; Eulophidae. The record is from RefSeq and is a predicted model, not a curated record. The transcript has 2 exons. Gene Ontology annotation, biological process: proton motive force-driven mitochondrial ATP synthesis. The coding region runs from base 128 to 451 and encodes 107 amino acids.